CAAUGCAUAGAUUCCCGAAUUUCAUUAAGUUUGCUGACAUAUUUCAAUCUUGGGUGUCUCUUGUUGGAGGUAAACUGGAAUCAACUUCCGACUAUGAAUAUUAUAAAGAUAAGAGAAUUUGUGAUAUUCAUUUCACUGACAAGGACAGAGCUAGAAAUAAUCGGAUAUGCAAAGAAUCAAUUCCUUCAUUACACAUACCUGGACAAUUGCCAGUUCCAAAAGCACUAGAACAAACUUCAACUUCAGUACAACAGACACAGUCUAUACAGCUUAACUCAACAGAACAACUUGAAUCCUCUUAUAUGUUGGAGCCAGCUCAACUGCCAGGAUUGAAAUGUACAUUACAUGACAAAGAGAUUUCCAAACAUAUACUGUUUGAACAUAAUUAUUGUAUUACAACCCCUAAAAGAUUUAAAGGAAAAGCAUCUUAAAACAUUGUAACACUGAAUGCUAGCAUCCAUCAACUUCGAUCAACAAUAGCUCGUUUAAGGAAGAAAGGACAGUCUUUUCAGACACGAUUGCGCAAUGCGGAAAUGUUGUCCGAAACUGUUGUAUUUCAAAAAGUGACAAGAAAUAUGACAAAAUCGGCUCAACUUUUUGUACAAAUGCAAAUGCAGAUGCUGAAAAAGCUAAAAGGCGGAAGAUUUUCUAAUGAAGAAAAGUUUUGACAUCCGUGUAGAGUGACAUGUUUUCGGCCGUUAACAAAAGAUUAAAUUUAAAACUAAUUAGAGGAUGUAAUUUAAUAUUAACAAAUAAAGAUAUACAAGAUGUAUUGAUUCUACUACAUGUGAGACACGUUAAUAGAAGAAAUUUUGAGAACAUGAUGUAAAUAGAACAAGUAAUGAUUAUUAAAUAGAAAUUGUAAUGUAAAAAAAAAAAAAUUUAACUAGCUAAUUUUGAAUGACAUAUUUUUAUAAGAAAUGACUAAUUUUUUAAAACUUAACAAUUGCAAUGAUUAAUAAUGAAAAAUGAUAUACAACAUUGAGGAAAAAUACAUGUGGGU
Messenger RNA from Melitaea cinxia (Glanville fritillary), 1003 nucleotides. RefSeq lists its product as uncharacterized. The record is from RefSeq and is a predicted model, not a curated record. The transcript has 5 exons. Bases 3 to 431 code for a protein of 142 amino acids. Lineage: Eukaryota; Metazoa; Arthropoda; Insecta; Lepidoptera; Nymphalidae.